Candidula unifasciata is the source of this 776-nucleotide messenger RNA. Lineage: Eukaryota; Metazoa; Mollusca; Gastropoda; Stylommatophora; Geomitridae. The record is from the annotation of a GenBank genome assembly.
AUGAGUUCAGAGAAGAAACCUGGCAUUGAUGCCAAGACAGGAAGUGCCAGGACCCCAAUUGAAAAGAAAGCCACUCCAAAGGUUGAUACUGGAUCUAAGAGCACAACUCCUGCUGCUGCGGCAAGGUCUCCAACUAAAACGACUACCACUCCUCGAACCCCAGCCACACCCAAGUCAGCCGAGGUCAGGUCGAAGAUUGGCUCUAUGGAGAACACCACCCACACACCUGGUGGCGGACAUGUGAAAAUUGCCAGCAAGAAGCCAGAUUUCUCCAAUGUGACCAGCAAAGUUGGAUCAAAAGAUAAAAUUGACCACAAGCCAGGUGGCGGCAACAUCAGGAUUGAAACCAAGAAAGUCAAGGUUGAAGCCAAAUCCAAAGUUGGUUCAUUAAACAACGCCACCCACAAGCCAGGAGGGGGAGAUAAGAAGAUUGAAAGCAAGAAACUUGACUGGAAAGUUGAAUCUAAAAUUGGUUCUUUAGAGAAUGCACAGCAUGUGGCAGCUGGUGGGGACAAGAAGAUUGAGACCAAGACGCUAGAUUGGAAGGUUGAAUCUAAAGUUGGAUCUUUAGACAAUGCUCAGCAUAAGGCAGGUGGAGGGGAGAAGAAGAUUGAGACACAAAAGCUUGACUGGAAAGUCGAUUCAAGAGUAGGCUCCCUUGAUAAUGCCACUCAUAAGGCAGGUGGUGGGGACAAGAAGUGGCAAGCUGGCUCAAAGAUUGGCUCCUUAGAAAAUGCCAAGCACACCCCAGGUGGGGGUUCUAAGAAGGUAAAUUG